Messenger RNA from Micropterus dolomieu (smallmouth bass), 2670 nucleotides. It is a transcript of the gene pcdh20, whose product is annotated as protocadherin-20. NCBI's taxonomy places the organism in Eukaryota, Metazoa, Chordata, Actinopteri, Centrarchiformes, Centrarchidae. The record is from RefSeq and is a predicted model, not a curated record. The transcript is spliced from 3 exons. Gene Ontology annotation, molecular function: calcium ion binding. Gene Ontology annotation, cellular component: plasma membrane. The coding region runs from base 1 to 2670 and encodes 889 amino acids. Gene Ontology annotation, biological process: homophilic cell-cell adhesion.
AUGUUCAACAGCAGACACCCCAGCCUUAGCAAAAGAGGAGGAAUAUGGGGAUUGUGCAUCAUCUUGCUUUACUCCAGCCCUCUUUCCUGUUUUGCAAAAUUCAGCCAUGCAAAAGAGCUCAUCUAUAAGAUAAAGGAGGGAUUAACCAGGGGGACCUUCAUAGGGGCCAUUGGAGUAGACUUAAAUUUGGAUUUCACUGUUGAACCCCCCUUUUUAUUCAGUCUUCCACAAAAGAAGGUCAGUGAACAGUAUGUGAAGCUAAAUAAUACCACCGGUGAGCUUUACACAUCUGCUACAGAGAUUGACAGGGAGACCCUCUGUCCUGAUAACGCUGAGCGACAGGGAUGUGUCCUCUCACUGGAUGUGUUUGUUUUGCCCCAGCAAUACUUUCAGCUCAUCAAAGUUAAGAUCGUUAUUGAAGAUGUGAAUGACAACAGGCCAAAGUUCCCAGUGGAUGUGAUCUGCAUGUCAGUCCCAGAAAACACACCCAUCAAUGCUCGUUAUGCGGUGGAGCAGUCUGCAGUUGACCCGGACCUGGGUCUUCACGGAGUACAGACCUACUGGCUUGUUAAUGAUUUUGGCAUGUUCACACUGGAUGUUGAGGAGAACGAGGGAGGUGAGCUGACACCCUUCCUCAUUGUGACUGAGGCUUUGGACAGAGAGACCCAGGCCGAAUACAUUACAGAUAUCAUUGCAGAGGAUGGAGGGACCCCUCCUCUACUCGGAGCGGCUACUUUAAAAAUUGUUAUCACAGAUGUGAACGAUAACUGCCCCCAAUUCAGAGAGUCACAAAUCAAUGUCACUCUGCAUGGGAAUACCACAAAAGGGGCACAUUUGGCACAUCUGCAUGCUUUUGACCCUGACCUUGGUGCUAAUGCUCAGAUCAGCUAUGCUUACAGUGAACGUGUGCCAAGGGACACCAGAAGCUUGUUCCAUUUGGACAGAAUCACGGGGGUGAUCAAGCUAGCAGGGAAAAUAGACACUGGAACAUCCACGUUUUACAAACUCACUAUUCUGGCCAAUGGACCUGGUUGUAUCCCUGCUGUUGCCACUGUUAUUGUCCAUAUCAUCAAAGUUGUUACAGGACCCCCUGCUAUCAUACCCCGGUAUAUUGCACCAGAAAAGGAUGGGGUGGUGGCAAUAAAGGAGUCUGAGCCAGCGUUUUCUCCAAUAGCUUUUUUUACAGUCAAAAACAUUGAUAUGAACCAAAGGGUGGACUGUCAUUUGGAAGGGACUGGUCCCUUCAGGCUUGGCCCCUAUCAGCUAUUCAAGAAUGAAUACCUGCUAGAGACUACAGAGCCCUUGGACUAUGAGAAGACACAGGAGUAUGAGCUAAUUGUGGUUGCUAAGAAUACUCGAGAGCUUGUCAUCAAGACCUUCCUCAAGGUGCAGGUAUUGGAUGAGAAUGAUAACGCACCAGUGUUUCAACAGUCUUUGGUGAAAAUAUCUGUAGAGGAGAACAAUCCGCCAAAUACCUUUCUGGCCCAGCUCCAAGCCACAGACCAGGACAGUGAAAGUCGAGGGGAAGUGAUCUACCUCCUUGGAGGCGACGCCCCAGGGAUCUUUGUUGUGAAUCGUUUGACAGGUAUCCUGACAGUAACCACAUCGCUAGACCGGGAGGAGAAAGAGACAUACCGGUUUAUAGUAAGAGCGGUGGACCAGGGGACACCCAGGAGGGAGUCGAUUGCAACUGUGGUGUUGACCGUGCAAGACCGCAAUGACAACAGUCCACGCUUCAUCAAUAAGGACUUCACAUUCUUUGUGCCAGAGAACUUCCCAGGGUACGGUGAGAUCGGGGUCCUCUCUGUGACAGAUGCUGAUGCUGGGGAAAAUGGUUGGGUGGCCCUUUCCAUCCUCAAUGGCAGCGACAUCUUCAUGAUCGACACAGGCCGUGGGGCGCUGAGGGCCAAGACAUCACUGGACCGUGAGCAACAAGGGACAUACCAGCUCUGGAUUGAGGCCAUUGAUGGUGGGGAGCCUGCGCUUUCCUGUGUUACUAUGGUGACCGUGCUUUUGUUGGAUGUAAAUGACAACCCACCUAUUGUCCUCUUUCCUCAGUCCAAUCAGUCUUACAUGCUAGUACUACCCAGUACACUACCAGGAACAUCAAUCACAGAGGUCUAUGCUGUGGACAAGGACACAGGCAUGAAUGCUGUGAUCGCCUAUAGUAUCAUCAAGAGGAAAGGUGGUGAGCCAGGGUCAUUUGCCAUUGACCCAGAAACAGGAAAUAUCACAUUAAAGAGGGAGCUCAGCAACCGGGGCCUCUACAGCCUUCUGGUGAAGGUCACAGAUCAUGGUCAGCCUGAACCGCUUUACUCAACAGUAAUGGUUAACUUCUUUGUCAAUGAAACAGUGAGCAACGAGAGCUACAUCCAGAGUCUGCUGACCAGAGAAGCUGACAUUGAGAUAGAGGAGAGGCCCUGGUACAUUGGCCAGAUGACAGAGGGGCCUGAGAGGUAUGAGUUGUUCCCCUGUCAGCCUGUCCUCAUUGCUCUCUCAGUGACAUGUCUGGGGCUGUUCUUCUCAGUUGUUACUCUGACAUCUUACAUAUGCUGUAAGAGAAUUAAAAAGCACAGAAAGAAAAGAUUAGAAGUGGAUAUACCUUUAAAAAUCAAGAAUGACUCAAUGCAGGUAGUUAACAAUAAGCGCAGGCAGAUCUCAAACAUCUGA